GUGUAGGCACUAGCUGGAUAGGUCCCAGGGGCUCCAAGUGGGCUCUGUGAGAAUGAGACAAAGAAUCCCUUGGACAUCCCUGAGCUGUCUUCAGGUCCCAGCACUGCAUGUGCAUUCAUUUCCUCAUAGUGUGGUGAUAUGCUGCUCCUCAUGCAUCCCCAUGUUCUGCUUCCUCCCUGCCCUCUCUCCCAGGUGUACCUCCAACCCCAAGACAUGUCCUGCUGUGACCAGUGUGCGCCAUGUCAGCCCUGUGGCCCCACCCCUCUGGCCAGCAGCUGCAAUGAGCCCUGUGUCAGGCAGUGCCAGAACUCCACCAUUGUGAUCCAGCCCUCUCCUGUGGUGGUGACCCUGCCUGGACCCAUCCUCAGCUCCUUCCCACAGAACACCGCCGUGGGAUCCUCCACCUCCGCUGCUGUUGGCAGCAUCCUCAGCUCUGAGGGAGUGCCCAUCACUUCGGGGGGCUUUGACCUCUCCUGCAUUUCCAACCGCUACUGUGGCAGAAGGUGCACUCCCUGCUAAAGACAUUGAACACCGACCAAGACAAAGACCCCCAGUAAUGCUGAACAUGGCACUGGACAGAAGAACCAAUGUUGUGGUGCUCUAUUUACCCUGCAAGACAGACAUAUACAGGCCAGCCUGGAGUCUCUGACAACAAGGAGAAGUUCUACUGAUACUCUCUUCCACUCACUCUUCCUAUCUCAUAUCAUUACUGUCUUUUCCCCUUUGAGAUCUCUGUUAAUAUCCCCUAAAAUGCGCCCUUAGUCAUAUUCUUGCCUCUCUACAACACUGGUCUGGGAGAUAGGGCUCUGUGGCAGAGCUGCCAUAGGAAAUGGGAACAGAUUCUUGUCUGCUCCUGCUGCUUGCUGCACUGAGAGCGCACUCCUCUGCUUGGAGUGACUUCAUUUCCCUCCUCACACUUAUUAAAUGUUUUCUGCAUCAUUUAUUAUGUCCUUCAUGUGUUUUCAUUCACCUUCAUAUAGAUGGACCAAGGAGAAAUAACAUGGCUUUGGAUGGAAUUAGCUGAAGAGAUUCCAUCACUCCUUCAGGUACUGGAGGCAGUCAGCACUGCAGACAUUCCUUUUUUCUGGCGCUGGCCCUUGUAGCAGAAGACAUUCCUAUACAUUGCUCCACAAACAAUGACAAUCAGUCCCUUCUUUGCUGUGUUUGUCCUUAUGCAUGUCUCCUUCACAUCGUCAGGAGAGGAUCUCUGUGCAUGGUGGAGGCCCAAGGAAGUCACAAGUCCCACAAGCUCUCUGGGAAGGGGGUUCCUCUUGGUUUGGGUGGAGCUGUGGUGGGGAAGAAGGCUCAGAGAAAGAUGUUCCCAAAGGCCAUCAGGAUCAGGGAAGGCAUGUUUGUCUC
Messenger RNA from Numida meleagris (helmeted guineafowl), 1359 nucleotides. Its product is annotated as feather keratin Cos1-1/Cos1-3/Cos2-1-like. Lineage: Eukaryota; Metazoa; Chordata; Aves; Galliformes; Numididae. Gene Ontology annotation, cellular component: intermediate filament. The transcript has a single exon. Bases 139 to 519 code for a protein of 126 amino acids. Gene Ontology annotation, molecular function: structural constituent of cytoskeleton. The record is from RefSeq and is a predicted model, not a curated record.